UGCGUGUGGGUGUGCGCGGUCAGCUGACUACCCCCUCCACCACACCGAGCAGCUCCUCCAGAGCUAACAGCUAACAGCAGCCCGCCGAGGCUGAGCCGCCGGACCGGGAGGUUAUGAUUGUCAGACACGGAGCUCGGAGCACCGCGGCCUCAUGGCGUCCGACAUCCAGCCCCAGCCGCAGGCUCGGAAGCCCUGCCUGCUGAGCAAGAUCGAGGCUUUCCAGGAGGUGGUGAGCACGGCGGUGAUCAUCCCCAAAGAGGACGGAGUGAUCAGCGUGUCGGAGGACAGGACGAUCCGGGUCUGGCUGAAGAGAGACAGCGGUCAGUACUGGCCCAGCGUCUACCACACCAUGCCAUCGUCGUGUUCCUGUAUGUCUUUUAACCCAGAGACCAGGAGGCUUUCUGUGGGGAUGGACACUGGAACUAUCUGUGAGUUCGUCCUGGCAGAAGACUACAACAAGAUGACUCCAGCUCGAACCUACCAGGCCCACCAGAGCCGGGUGACCGUGGUGCUGUUUGUGUUGGAGAUGGAGUGGCUGCUGAGCACCAGCCAGGACAAGAACUUCACCUGGCACUGUUCAGAGAGCGGCCAGCAGCUGGGGACGUACCGCACCUCGGCCUGGGUCUCAGGACUACAGUUCGAUGUGGAGACCAGACACGCCUUCGUAGGCGACCAGUCUGGACAGGUGACCAUCCUGAAGCUGGAGCAGGACAGCUGCAGUCUGGUCACCACCUUCAAAGGACACACAGGUAACGUGACGGCGCUGUGCUGGGACCCGGUCCAGAGGGUUCUGUUCUCCGGCAGCUCAGACCACUCCAUCAUCAUGUGGGACAUCGGAGGACGUAAAGGCACCGCUAUCGAACUGCAAGGACACAAUGAUAAGGUCCAGGGUCUGUGUUACGCCUCUCACACCCGGCAGCUCAUCUCCUGCAGCGCAGACGGAGGCAUCGUCAUCUGGAACAUGGAUGUAACACGCCAAGAGGUGAGAGACAUGGAUGGAACACGCCAAGAGGUGAGAGACAUGGAUGGAACACGCCAAGAGGUGAGAGACAUGGAUGGAACACGCCAAGAGACCCCAGAAUGGCUGGACAGUGACUCCUGUCAGAAGUGUGAGCAGCCUUUCUUCUGGAACUUCAAGCAGAUGUGGGACAGUAAGAAGAUCGGCCUCCGACAGCACCACUGCAGGAAGUGCGGCCAGGCGGUUUGUGGUAAAUGCUCGUCCAAACGCUCCACCAUCCCCCUCAUGGGCUUCGAGUUCGAGGUGCGAGUGUGUGACAGCUGCUACGAGUCCAUCAGCGACGAGGACCGAGCGCCCACGGCCACCUUCCACGACAGCAAGCACAGCAUCGUCCACAUGCACUACGAGCCCACCGCCGGCAACCUGCUGACCUCUGGCACCGACAAGGUUAUCAAGCUCUGGGACAUGACUCCUGUGGUGUCCUGAGGUCAAAGCAGCCGGCAGUCAGCAGGAGAAUCUGUUCAAACUGCAGCAGAGGAAGAGUGAAGGAUCAGCGACAGCAUCGAUGUCAUCUGGAUAAUAUUUAACAGUUAUUCUACACCAGGCUGUUGCACGUUCAGUGAGCAGUGCAGGCCGGUGAAGAAUGAGGCCUGGGUUGGAACGAGGUACCAGAGUCGGUGUUUGCUGAUGCUUGGUGGAUCUCUGUGGAUCUCUGUGUGUCUUUACUGUGGAAGCAGGGAAGGAGUUUGACUCUGAAAGUAAUUCACACACCUCAUUUGCUUAAUUUUCAUGCAUUCCUUACCAAUUUUAUAUUGAAAACCCAUAAAACAGUCACUAAAACUUUUCUGCACUGAGUAACGUCAAAUCUGAGCUUUUUAGACGUGAAGCAGCUCAUUAACCUGGACCUGAAAUCAGAUGUUUGUGCUCAGCAGACUUCAGAUUCUCCAUAUGAAGGAGAUGUUUGAUCACUGACAGAUUGGAUUCACAUCAUCAGCAGGAGUAAAAAGUAAAAACUGACACUUGAGCCAUCUGCAAAUGGUUUUAGCUGCUUUUCACAUCCUGUGUGUUGCUGUCUUUGUGUUAUAUCACAUUUAAAUUAAAACUCUACCACAUGUUUGCUAAAAUCCCAGUCUGACCUCCAGCUGAUCUGUAACUGAAAUACACUUCAGCUUGUGACUGCAAAACAAUGAAUUUUGAAGAUUCUGUAAUAGUGUUUCUUGAUAUGUGUAUUUUAACACAUAGAAAACAUAAAACAUGAAACAUUUUUAGCCAUGUGACCCUCAGACAGAGCCAAAGUUUUGCCUGAUAAAACAUGAAUAUUUCCAUUUAAAACAGUCAGCGUCACACUCAGCCUCAUUUUCUUUUGCUUUCUUUUCCGUAUUUAUCCCACAAAUAUAUUUUAUUUUAUUUUCUGCAUUUAUUUUUUAAGCUUUUGCAUUUUGUGCUUUAUUUUUGUCCUUUUUUACAUUUUUAUUUGACUCUUUUCCAGGUAAAUGCUUAUUUUUUUCCCCUCUUUGGGCAGAUUUAAGGCAGUUAAGUCUCUCCUUUACUAGCUGUUGACACAGGGUGGCAGAGAGCGGCUCAUUAAAGCUCGAACCACUUUAAUAUUCUACAGGAUUUAAAUGUAAAACCUGUAAAACUAACACACCCAACAGCCACAGUUGGGGAAAAAAAGGACAAGUGGAGUUGUCUCUUGCAGGUGGCUCUUGUGUCAACACUAGAAAAUGUUUCCAUCUGGCCUGCAGGUGGCGCUCAUGAUCGCUAAUCCAGGUUCAGGUGCUUCACAUCAUGCUCUGAAGAAAUCAGCUGCUUUCUAAGAAUCGUCCAGUCUGACCGUCUGAGAACUUUAACCAGGUGACUCUGAGGAAGCUGCUCAUGAAGCUCCCUGGAUGUCACCUCAUUUAGUGUCUUCACUCUAGUUCCACCUCCAUCAAGCACCAGAGGGAAGAACUGGCCUUCUGAGACGAGGCAGGGAACUAAAUUUAGACAAGAGGGUUGUGGAAGGAAAAAAAAAACCAGAGUGUAGUUCAUUUAAUUUGAAGGUCAGGUGUGGCUGCUCUUCUGGAAGCUGCAGAUGUUGAUGCACAGAAAACUGAGGAUCAUUCAGACCUACUUAGUUUGGUCCUGUAGGUGUUAAAGUUUUCACAGAUACAGAAAUAUGUCAGGCUGGAAUCUGGAGAAAUCAAUGCAGAGGACAUCUAAAAACUGCAGCUUUGGUUUGACGUUUGACUCAGUGCAGCAUAAAGCUCUGGAACAAGCAAAUGAACAACAUUUAUUUAACAGUGUUCUAAUUAUUUCUCCAUUUAAGCACGAAAUGAAACAUUUAAGAUGACGGUUUUGCAAACUCUUGUCAUAUUUUUGUUUAACUUCGCCUGUCAUGUCCUGUAAUCAGUAACCAAUCAGACGGCUUCUGAUCUUUAAUGUAUGUUUUAUCAUUUUAUUUAUUAUUAUUCUGUACGUGUGGUUGAAAUGUUUUUGACAUGUAAAAGCACAUAUCAUGAAGCUAAUCAGUGGCAGCACAGACUGAAACUAAUGAUUUGAUUUGUUCUCCUUGUUAUUUACUGUACGCUGACGUCGAUGCACUGGAAUCAAGAAGCAGAAAUAGCUCAUAAAUUGCUGCUGUGAAGAGAAUUUCAGACUUUUUAUGAUCACGUUUGUGCUUUAAUGAUCGGAUGAAUACGUUUAAUGCUCAAACAGUUCAAACCCCACAGAGGAUUAUCCAAAGAUGGUUGAUUUUUUGAUUGAAAAUAAGAUUGCACUGCGGAUUUUCACCAACAACAGAGAAAUAAAAACUUGUAGGCUGUUUUCUAAAAGGUUUGUCUGUACUUUCAGUUACCAUGAAGGUUCAGCACCUGUUAAAUGAUUGUGAGUCUGGAGGUACUAAGAUCCUGAAGGUCCAUACUGAGGUUUUUACUACAAAUCAUUUUGUUUUUCAUGACUAGUUUCAACUGCAUGAGAAGCCAAUUUAUUGUCACUCUGUGCUGAAAUGAUGUAAGACGGCUGCCUGGAAUAAAAAAAAAUCCCAAAGAACUGAAACACAGCAGCGUAAGAUCAUAUCCAUGUGAUUUAAAUGAGCUAAAUGUAAAAACCCACAGGAGAUAGAAAGAUGUCAGAUGAACAGCACUAAAUCCAUCUGUGGCCAGUAGUCUGUUUUCUGUUGCAGGGAUUGUUGUGUUUCAGUGUCAGUUCAUGUAACUGCGUGUAUAAAUGACCGAUUAAAAGAGGAGAUGUUCUCCAGUCAGAAUCGUG
Messenger RNA from Amphiprion ocellaris (clown anemonefish), 4207 nucleotides. RefSeq names its product WD repeat and FYVE domain containing 2 (gene wdfy2). The transcript is spliced from 12 exons. NCBI's taxonomy places the organism in Eukaryota, Metazoa, Chordata, Actinopteri, Pomacentridae. The record is from RefSeq and is a predicted model, not a curated record. Bases 152 to 1444 code for a protein of 430 amino acids. Gene Ontology annotation, molecular function: metal ion binding; protein binding.